GGCUGAAUUAGCAGUUCAGUGACACCGCAACGAUGGCGGAUGAGGCUGGUGCACGUGUUCAAAAGGCGGUAGAAUCCAUGAUUCAAGACCUGGACAAGUCAUGCCUUCGAAGAAUGCAGGGUGACAUGCACAAGUGUGCAGCAAGAUGCUGUGAUGACAUGACUACGACCAUGGAAGGAGUACACAGGUGCAUCGAAAGCUGUUCGGAGCAUUUGAACAGAGCCCAGAAUCAAAUUCAGGGGGAGCUAGGGAACUUCCAUGACCGGAUUCAGAGGUGUGUGAUGCAGUGCCAGGACACCGUACGGGACCAGGUUUUGCCCAACACCACAGAUGCUGAAGCCGCAAACAGUUAUCCACAACACGGAGAGAGGACCCGGCCCUGAGAAGAGAUGUCUUCGUGCGGUGGUGCUCUUCUGGAAUGAGGCAACACGUGUUGUUCUUCCUUCACAUGCGUUUGACCUUGAAUCUACCGCGACGACCCAGCUGCUUUCUAGUGAGAAACUUUUUGGGAAUCUUGAAGAACAAAAUCUACGAUUGCUCAAAAUAUGGUAUUAUGUAUGACGUAAUUUCUUACAUUCCUUUUACGACGAAUAAAGUCAUGCGGGUUACCUCAGUGUUUAGGUCAUAAAAGAACUCUCGUGUAAACCAUUAAACCAUGCCUAUCUCGUAUUGCAUAUGUAAAUGUUUUAUAUCAGCAGAGGAAGGCGGGCAAACAUUCGUCGUACAAUGUAGCAGGAAUAUAGUAUGAUGUGAACGUUUUCCACCUGCACUUGAAAGCGUGCAUAAAUCGUUACAAUGCGCUAUCUCGUAAGGUGUGUGCUGCACUAUCAAAGUCGCAGGCGUGAGAGCUGUGAAAGAUGUUGCUUGUCACAAUUGGAGGGAAAACAUUUUUUGAAGCCACAUAAAUCACCUGUGCCUCUCAACUCUUGAUACGUGCAACGCCCUUCGUACUACAAAUAUCCGCUAAGUUCUUUUAGUGUAUAUUGUGAUGAAGACGACGCUGGGGUACUGGUGUGCCUGACCAUCGUGUGCCAGGCUCCGCACACGCAACCCGGGUUCUAUAAAAUUUUUAUCUCAUUGAGUGAAUAUGUCUUUGUCAUUUGCUGCUGCCGCACAUCUUUGUAACGCUGGGUGGGUGAUUCCAUGAGAGAUCAAACCUGCAUUUCCACUCAACAU
Molecule: messenger RNA, 1176 nt
Organism: Ixodes scapularis (black-legged tick)
Lineage: Eukaryota; Metazoa; Arthropoda; Arachnida; Ixodida; Ixodidae
Product: protein FAM136A
Exons: 4
Coding region: 33-383 (116 amino acids)
Cellular component (GO): cytoplasm
Source: RefSeq, a predicted model, not a curated record